Phaeoacremonium minimum UCRPA7 is the source of this 1047-nucleotide messenger RNA. RefSeq names its product putative endonuclease exonuclease phosphatase family protein. The coding region runs from base 1 to 1047 and encodes 348 amino acids. The record is from RefSeq and is a predicted model, not a curated record. The transcript has a single exon. Lineage: Eukaryota; Fungi; Ascomycota; Sordariomycetes; Togniniales; Togniniaceae. Gene Ontology annotation, molecular function: 3'-5'-RNA exonuclease activity.
AUGGGAUGGAAUCCACUAAAGUAUUUCAGCAACACGUCGGCAGUGCUGGUAGACCCAUCGCCGCCGUGUGGCAGCAGUACGCUCCAGCUCCGAGUCAUCACUCACAAUAUCCGCUACGCAACUUCGGACCCCUUCACCAACGAGAAACCAUGGCCGGAGCGGCGGUCCCUUGUUCUCAAUCAGCUUCAGCAUGAGCUUCGGCCCGAUGGUCUCAUUCUACCUGUUGCAGGUCUGGCGGGAACUCCCUCGUCGCAGGGAUUGGGGUCUUUCAUAUGCCUCCAGGAGGUUCUCCAUGGCCAGCUGGUUGAUAUUCUAAACACCUUGAACGGGAAUCCGAGCCAUAGCGCUGACAAACCGCCUGUCGGUCCGAUCUGGGCUCAUAUCGGUGUUGGCCGGGACGACGGCAGGACAAAGGGCGAAUAUAGUCCGAUCCUCUACCCGGUGAAGCUGUUCAAGCUGCUUCAUUACGAGCCAGUGUGGUUGAGCCCAACCCCAGAUCGGCCCAGCAAAGGAUGGGAUGCUGGAUCGAUUCGCAUCUUGACCGUUGGUGUUUUCGAACACAUUCAGACAAAGCAGAGGCUUGUUGCUUCCAAUACUCAUCUCGACAAUGCGGGCUCUAAAAGCCGCGAGGAAAGCAUCAAGAUUAUCUUGUCAACCCUCAAGCGUGUUCACGAGGACUGGAGUAGAGACACAGCUAGAAUUGGCAUCUUCCUCGCAGGGGACUUCAACUCGUUCACAACGCAGGAGGCAUAUAUCGCCAUCAAGGCGAGCGGGUACAUGGUUGACAUACACGAUGAGGUGGAGGAGGAGAACCGCUAUGGAGACAUCAUCACCUUCACCGGAUUUGAACCCGAUAAAGACAAGGAUGAGCAAGGUAGGAUAGAUUUCCUUUUCCUUGGACCUUGCGAUGGAUCAAGUCAGCAUAGUGAGCUUGGGACCUUCCCGUGGGAGGUAGAGGGUUAUGCAGUUCUGCCAAACCUGUUUGAAGCAAACGUCUAUUUGAGCGACCAUAGGGCAGUGGUCGGUGACUUCAAACUUCAAACUUGA